Messenger RNA from Labrus mixtus (cuckoo wrasse), 4766 nucleotides. RefSeq names its product MAP/microtubule affinity-regulating kinase 1 (gene mark1). Gene Ontology annotation, biological process: microtubule cytoskeleton organization; intracellular signal transduction; protein phosphorylation. NCBI's taxonomy places the organism in Eukaryota, Metazoa, Chordata, Actinopteri, Labriformes, Labridae. Gene Ontology annotation, molecular function: ATP binding; protein serine/threonine kinase activity; tau-protein kinase activity. The record is from RefSeq and is a predicted model, not a curated record. The transcript is spliced from 18 exons. Gene Ontology annotation, cellular component: cytoplasm. The coding region runs from base 325 to 2547 and encodes 740 amino acids.
GUCACAGUGUAGCUCCGCAGUGCUGCUGUUUGACCGGAUAAAGCACCGGGAGCUGCGGGAAGGAUCUCUAUUUCUCUACUUUUCUCCUCCUCCUCUUCUUCCUCCUCUUCUCCUCUCUCUCUCUCUCUCUCUCUCUCUCGCUCUCUCUCUCUCUUCUGGCCUCCAUGCGGGUUUCUCUGUCCCGCUCCGCCGCACACACCGGGCCUUCCUGUAGCCGCCGCCCCGGCCUGCCUCUCCCUCCGGCCGGCGGAGCCUCCCAGCUGAGCCCCGCUGAGGUGGCCUGUUGCCGGGGAGAGAUGCUCCUCCCGGACUGAGGGCAGGAAGAUGUCCGGCAGGAUGCCUCUGACCCCGGUCAGCGAGAGGGACCCGGAGCAGCCAAAGUCCUCCGACGGCCUCCCAGAUCCACCGGCCCCGCCCACAAAAUCAGCAAGUCGUCACAAUAUGCCGCCAUGUCGCAGCUCCGUGUCGUCCUCCGCAGACGAGCAGCCACACGUCGGAAACUACAGACUGAUGAAAACCAUCGGAAAGGGAAACUUCGCCAAAGUCAAACUGGCCCGACACACUCUGACCGGCCGAGAGGUCGCCAUCAAGAUCAUUGACAAAACUCAGCUGAACCCCACCAGCCUGCAGAAGCUCUUCAGGGAGGUCAGUGUGAUGAAGACCCUCAACCACCCAAAUAUAGUGAAGCUGUUUGAGGUGAUUGAGACGGAGAAGACACUUUACCUGGUGAUGGAGUACGCCAGCGGAGGUGAAGUCUUUGACUACCUGGUCGCUCACGGUCGCAUGAAGGAGAAGGAGGCCCGAGCGAAGUUUCGCCAGAUUGUGUCAGCAGUGGAGUACUGUCACCAGAAGAGGAUUGUACAUCGAGACUUGAAGGCCGAGAACCUGCUGCUGGACGCCGACAUGAACAUCAAAAUCGCCGACUUCGGCUUCAGUAACGAGUUCACGCCGGGCAGCAAGCUGGACACGUUCUGUGGAUCUCCUCCUUACGCCGCUCCUGAACUCUUCCAGGGGAAGAAGUACGACGGGCCUGAGGUGGACGUCUGGAGUCUGGGAGUGAUUCUGUACACGCUGGUCAGCGGCUCGCUGCCUUUUGACGGACAGAACCUGAAGGAGCUGAGGGAGCGUGUUCUCAGAGGAAAGUACCGGAUCCCGUUCUACAUGUCCACAGACUGUGAGAACCUGCUGAAGAAGCUGCUGGUGUUAAACCCGGGGAAACGUGGCAGCCUGCAGCAAAUCAUGAAGGACCGCUGGAUGAACGUGAGCUACGAGGAGAAGGAGCUGAAGUCGUACAUCGAACCAGAACAAGACUUCAACGACCUGCAACGGAUCGAGGUCAUGGGGACGAUGGGUUUCCCUCACGACGAGGUGAAGAAGGCGUUGGAGGGUCAGAAAUACAACGAGGUGACGGCGGUGUACCUGCUGCUGGGGAGCAAAGCGGCCGAGUGUGAGGGCAGCGAGUCCAGCACCAACCUGGUUCAAAGGACACGACCCAACAGUGAACUCAACGGCUCGGGUCAGUCCCCUGCCCACUCUCGCAACGUCACAACCAAUCAGAAGCAGCGGCGUUUCAGCGACCACGUGGCGCCCUCUAUCCCCCCACCUGUCUCCUACACCAAGCGUUGUCAUGCCAACAGCGUGGAGAGCGACAGGAAGGAGGAGCCGGCGUCACCUGUGGGAGCUCCAGACCGCAGGAGGUCAGCCACAGCCUCAGGGAGCAUAACUCGCAGGAACACGUAUGUCAACGACCGGAUGAGUACUGAACGCCACUUGGCGGCCGUUCACAACGGGAAGGACGGCAGUCUACCUGAGGUACCUGCAGCGUCCCCCUCCCCAUCGCCAGGGGCAACGGUGACCUCCACACGGCCCCGCCAUGUCAAGUCCAUGUCGGCGUCGGGACAUCCCAUGAAGUCCUGUCUGCCCCCCAUCGACGACAACGUAGAAUAUCAGAGCCCCCCCCAGCAGCCCCCGUCCUCGCCGUCAGCCUUCAGCAUCACCAGCAGCAGCACCACGCCGGACCGGACCCGCUUCCCCCGAGGCUCCUCCAGCCGCUCCACCUUCCAUGGCGCUCAGCUCCGAGACCGACGACCCGCCACCUAUAACGGCCCGCCUGCCUCGCCCAGCCUGUCGCAGCACGCCGCCUCGCCACGCCGCGGAACCUCAAACUCCCUGAUAGGGAAGAUCACCUCCAAGUUCGUACGAAGGAGUUUCUCAGGUGAGCCCAAAGAGGAGGGGCGGGAGUCCAAGCCUCGCGCCCUGCGCUUCACCUGGAGCAUGAAGACCACGUCGUCCAUGGAGCCGGGCGACAUGAUGAAGGAGAUCCGGAGGGUUCUGGACGCCAACAACUGUGACUACGAGCAGCGAGAGCGCUACUCGCUGUUCUGCGUGCACGGCGACGCCCGGCAGGACAGUCUGGUCCAAUGGGAGAUGGAGGUGUGCAAGCUGCCGCGCCUCUCGCUCAACGGCGUGCGCUUCAAAAGGAUCUCGGGCACGUCGAUCGCCUUCAAAAACAUCGCCUCCAAAGUGGCCAACGAGCUCCGGCUGUGAGCGAGCCCGGUUCUUCGUUAGUGAACACUGAGAAACACACCUUCAUAUAGUCCACUCACUAUUUAAUGUUAGCACUAAGUGUUUGAAACCAAAUCCAUGAAGACCUGAAGACGUCCUCAGCGAGUCCGCCUGAAGACGUCCUCAGCGAGUCCGCCUGAAGUCGUCCUCAGCGAGUCCACCUGAUGGCGUCCUCAGCGAGUCCACUUGAUGGUGUCCUCAGCGGGUCCGCCUGAAGACGUCCUCAGCGAGUCCGCCUGAAGACGUCCUCAGCGAGUCCACCUGAUGGCGUCCUCAGCGAGUCCGCCUGAAGACGUCCUCAGCGAGUCCGCCUGAAGUCGUCCUCAGCGAGUCCGCCUGAUGGCGUCCUCAGCGAGUCCACCUGAUGGCGUCCUCAGCGAGUCCGCCUGAAGACGUCCUCAGCGAGUCCGCCUGAAGUCGUCCUCAGCGAGUCCGCCUGAAGUCGUCCUCAGCGAGUCCACUUGAUGGUGUCCUCAGCAGGUCCGCCUGAAGACGUCCUCAGCGAGUCCGCCUGAAGGCGUCCUCAGCGAGUCCGCCUGAAGACGUCCUCAGCGAGUCCGCCUGAAGACGUCCUCAGCGAGUCCGCCUGAAGUCGUCUGAAGCGAGUCCACCUGAUGGCGUCCUCAGCGAGUCCGCCUGAAGACGUCCUCAGCGAGUCCGCCUGAAGACGUCCUCAGCGAGUCCGCCUGAAGUCGUCCUCAGCGAGUCCGCCUGAAGUCGUCUGAAGCGAGUCCACCUGAUGGCGUCCUCAGCGAGUCCGCCUGAAGUCGUCCUCAGUGAGUCCACCUGAUGGCGUCUGAAGCGAGUCCGCCUGAAGACGUCCUCAGCGAGUCCACCUGAUGGCGUCUGAAGCGAGUCCGCCUGAAGACGUCCUCAGCGAGUCCACCUGAUGGCGUCUGAAGCGAGUCCGCCUGAAGACGUCCUCAGCGAGUCCACCUGAUGCCGUCUGAAGCGCCGAGUCGACACGUUGUUCCGUCUGUUUAUGUUUAGAUGCACAGAGCGUUCGAGCACCUUGGAGACGUAAACGUCCUCCUCAGGUCACAGGUCAGAGGUUACAGGGACCUGAAGAGUCUUUGAUCUGAGCAGGAAGUGAACGAUGCCGGAUGAGGACCAGCCUGCAUGUAAUCUGGACGUUAGACUUCUCUUGUUGCCGUGCAUGCUAACGCCUUAACACUGACCUGAUUCUGGAGUGUAAACAAACAUCUGAACGUUUCCUCUGCUCGACCAGCUGGCUCAUCCUGAGCCUCAUCCUGGGCCUCAUCCUGGGCCUCAUCCUGGGCCUCAUCCUGAGCCUCAUCCUGGUUUAGAUCAUAUUCAGGAUCAGGUGUUUACCUGGUUAUUCACAGUCCUAGUGUUCCGCACGUUGCACAGUUUACAGUCGAGGCGCUGACUCAUGAUGAGUCAGAGACGACAUCAUCAUCCACAGACUGUAUAUGAGAAGUGGACGUAGCCACCGUGACGUCACCAACUGAUUUAUAGAAAACCGUUUGAAGCCUCUAAUGUGGAACUUUUGGCUGCCGCCAUCUUGGUUUUCUAGAGCCGGGUGGAUCCAUACUUGAGAGUGAAGCAUCGGAUUAACAAACUCUAAAUGAUGGGCUAGCUAGCGCCAGCUGCGUUAGCGAGGUGUAAUACUUGGCGUGUUGCUAAUGUUGGCGAGCUAGUGACGGUCUUUAUACUCAAUGAGAAGUCAGAAUAAAAAGUACUGCAGGUUUAUGACACUAAGGUGAAGGAGUCCGGAGGCUCCGCCCACUUCUUUCACACAGUCUGUGUUCGGAUCACUUCGGGAGAGCGAUGCCUGUGACCUGUGACCUCCCUCCUGCUCCCCCUGCUGGCUGACGUGAGCUCAUGAGCACUCCUGGUGGCUGGAACAUGAACUGUAAGGCUGACUCUACUCGUGGUUAUUACUACCUGUCCAGGUGAACAUGUGCAGGCACAGUAUUGAGAUGUAUACAUUUUUUAUGUCAUGUCUUUUUUUUAACAUGUUUCAAUCUCGAAUGCUUCCGGGAAAGUUUCAGACGGUUGUUUUCCAUCCACACUUCAAACACUAGUCUGCUGAUUUCUCAUGUUUCUUUAAACCGUUUGAGCUCGCACCUUUUACUGAAGCUCGACACCGCCUGAACGCCUGCUGGCCCACCAUAGAGCUCUAUGGCAGACAGGUCAUUCAGUGUUUAUAAGAAGAGAAAUAAAUCAAAUCAGCAGAA